CCCCGUUUGUGGGAUGGCCGUCGGUCGGGAGCGAGCAGCCUGGGCCGGCACAUGCCCGGACCCCGGGGAUCAGCGGGAAGAUGGCGCAGAGAGCCGAGUGAUCGGACGGGCCGGCGGCCGGCGGGAUGUCACGGAUUUCAUGACGGCAGCGGGUUUAACCGGAUUGCCCAAAAUGUUUGGGAAAAAGAAGAAAAAAAUUGAAAUAUCAGGGCCGUCUAACUUUGAACACAGGGUUCACACGGGAUUCGAUCACAAGGAGCAGAAGUUUAUAGGCCUUCCUCAACAAUGGCAAAGUUUGCUGGCAGACACAGCCAAUAGGCCUAAGCCUAUGGUGGAUCCAUCAUGUAUCACACCGAUACAACUUGCGCCCAUGAAGCGCCUGAAACCUGACACAGGACAUUUGGCCGUGGGGCUUUCAGCGCCGAGAACAAAUGUGAAUUUUACUAGCCCCAUUAAACUGGAACGAGAAGCUUCAGCCAAGACUAUCGUGAGGGGCAGUAAACCUCCACUAGAUGCUUCCAUCAAUGGCUUGCUUGAAGACUUCGACAACAUUUCCGUAACCCGUUCCAACUCCCUAAGAAAAGAAAGUCCUCCCACCCCACGCCAAGGACAUUCCAACCAUUCAAAGAGUUACCCGGAAGAAAAUGGCUUCUUUACCUUCUCCCACUACAGCCUCGAACCUGAGAUCUCCAGAAGCAACAUCUCUGAGAGGUACAAGGAACGGAGUCUGAGCGCCGAGGAGGCGGAGGGCUACUACAGGGCGAGCAAGCCGACCAGGCACAAUGGGCAUCCGGUUAAAAUGAGGUCCUACGAAGCCUACUUUCCUGAAGUAAAAAAUGUGAACAUGUUGAGUUACACCUCGGAGUACCACCCACAGCUGGAGACAAAAAGCAAAUCUGUCGACCAGUGUGGGGCACCAUGGGACUACAACAGGGUCACCGGUACAUCUCUUCAGGACUACAGGGACUAUUUUCCACCUUCUAUUACAGGGACCGUCAUGCUGAGCGAGGGCUCGAAGGAAAGACUUGAGUACAGUGAGUGGGCAGAUGGUCUUUCUAAGGAUGAUUAUGAUAAGAGACCCAAGUCAUCCUAUGUAACUCAAACCAGUCCUCAACCAGCCAUAAGACAAAGGUCAAGGUCAGGAUCAGGCCUUCAAGAACCAGUCAUACCGUAUGGUGCACUGAAAACCAACCAGCAAGGGCAUUCUUUUGCUUCGUACACCUACCCACGUUUGUCAGAAACCGCAGCGUGCAUUCCAAAGGCAGACUACGACCGAGCACAGGUAUCCAUGAGCCCCCCGCUCACCGGAUCUGAUACAUAUCCUCGAGGUCCUACAAAGCUACCUCAGUCCCAAACCAAGCCCAAUUACCCCUCAAGUAGUUACCAGUAUCCAUCAGCUUACCAUAAGCCAUCUCCCUACCACCAACCCCAACUCCACGGGAGCCCCCAUUUCAUGUCCACAAGUUCCUACCCCAGCUCUCCCAGUACAACGUCCAGCGUUUACCCCCCUCCCAGUUGGGGCUCAGCCUCCGAUCAACAGCCAUCUAGAGUCUCUCAUGAACAGUUUAGGGCAGCUCUGCAGCUAGUGGUCAGUCCUGGAGACCCCCGAGAGUAUUUGGAUGACUUUAUCAAAAUCGGGGAGGGCUCGACGGGAAUCGUUUGUAUCGCCACCGAGAAACACACGGGGAAGCAAGUCGCUGUGAAAAAAAUGGAUCUCAGGAAACAGCAGAGAAGGGAACUGCUCUUUAAUGAGGUAGUAAUCAUGAGGGACUACCAUCAUGAGAAUGUUGUGGAUAUGUAUAAUAGUUACCUGGUUGGAGAUGAACUGUGGGUGGUCAUGGAAUUCUUGGAAGGCGGAGCCCUGACAGACAUCGUCACCCACACGAGGAUGAAUGAGGAGCAAAUAGCCACUGUGUGUUUCUCUGUUCUCAAAGCAUUGUCCUAUCUGCAUAAUCAGGGAGUCAUUCACAGGGAUAUAAAAAGUGACUCUAUCCUGCUGACCAGCGAUGGAAGGAUAAAACUCUCUGAUUUUGGAUUUUGCGCACAAGUUUCUAAAGAGGUUCCUAAAAGAAAAUCCCUUGUUGGGACUCCCUAUUGGAUGGCUCCAGAGGUCAUCUCCAGACUGCCAUAUGGAACAGAGGUGGAUAUUUGGUCUCUUGGAAUCAUGGUGAUAGAAAUGAUUGACGGAGAACCUCCAUAUUUUAACGAACCGCCAUUGCAGGCAAUGCGUCGGAUACGAGAUAAUUUGCCACCACGAGUCAAAGAUGUUCAUCAGGUUUCUUCGGUGUUGCGUGGAUUCCUAGACUUGAUGCUGGUGAGGGAGCCGUCCCAAAGAGCAACAGCACAAGACCUAUUGAGACAUCCAUUCAUGAACCUCUCAGGACCCCAGUCAUGUAUCAUCCCGCUAAUGAGGCAAUACCGGCACCACUGAGCUUUAUCAAAGCCUACGUGAACAAGACGGAGGAACGGAGCUAAUCAAGAAGGGGGGAAGGGGGGGAGGGGAAUCAGCCACAAACAACUUCAGACAACACAAGAAAUGCAAAAAUUAAAAAGCAGCUACUUCUCAAAACUGCCUAUAUUUCUCUACAAUGACUACAAGAUGAAACGCUGGGGUGUGCUGGAAUGGAAACCUCACUUUUCACUCUGCUUUUUUCCUUUUUUGGUUUGUUUCUUUUUUUUUUAUUAUUAUUAUUAUUUUUAAUUGAUCAAAAAAAAAAUGCAGAUUUUUACAAAGGUUCUUUUGAAGUGAAAUUUAGAUAUUGGUCCAGACAUAUCUUCAACUCUUAUUUGAAAGAAAGGGAAAAAAAAAUAAAAAAAUGUAAUAUCCUUCUUUGAGGUAAAAUGCACUUUUUUUCAGAGGUAGGAGCAUACCGUAUUUUGAAAAUGACUUUGUAAUUUUCUGUAUGAUACUUUUGAUAAUUUGCAGUUUUUUGAUGUUAUGUAAACAUUGUGCCAGUUCAGAAACCAGGUGUAAUUUACCAAACAUUUUCCAAAAAAAAAAUGUAAAAAAAAAAAUUCCUACUUUUAUAAUCCUUUUUGGAGACACGCCCACAUCUCUUCAUCAGUGUUAACUGUCUAUUUUGCGUCCAUCCUAAUCACGGCACAUCUUGAAAACUAGAGUGGUUUGCAGACUUUUUCUAAGGCCCUCUCAUCACCAUUCGUAAGUGUUACAAAAAUAAAUAAAUACAUAAAUAAAUAAUAAUUAUUAUAAUUAAUAUUAAUUUAAAAAUA
Molecule: messenger RNA, 3231 nt
Organism: Rana temporaria (common frog)
Lineage: Eukaryota; Metazoa; Chordata; Amphibia; Anura; Ranidae
Gene: PAK5
Product: p21 (RAC1) activated kinase 5
Exons: 11
Coding region: 14-2431 (805 amino acids)
Biological process (GO): regulation of MAPK cascade; cytoskeleton organization; intracellular signal transduction
Cellular component (GO): cytoplasm
Molecular function (GO): ATP binding; protein serine/threonine kinase activity
Source: RefSeq, a predicted model, not a curated record